AUGUACUCUCUCUUUCCCACCAAAAGCAACAGAUUUGCCGUCACCAUGAUGGCUUCAUCAACCUCCAGCCCUUCGCAGGGCAAAGCUCUCUCGUCGUCGCCGUCCCUGGGCUCGCAGCCCACAGAGAAUCUUGCACCUCCGGGCCGGCCCUUUUUGGAGGAACGGUCGCUUUCGGCUGCGUCGGUUGCCUCUGCUGCGCCCUCGUCUGCGUCGGUUUCUGCCGGGGAAGAGUCUCUGUCUCGUCCUGGCCACAACUGGGCGAAACCCAACCGCCGUGCUGCCCGGGGCUCUGUCCUCGGUGGAGCUGUCUCUGGCGUUGUCGUCGGCUCGCGCCCUCGACCUUCCCUCUCUGGUGGUGUGCUUGCGGUUCCGUAUCUGCCGUUCUCGCUCCCGCCUGUGCUGCCGGGCCCCGUCUCGCCACCCGCGCCCACUCGACCCGCGCCACCGGUCCCUCCCUCCCGGCCGCCUCCUGCCGUUCCCUCGUCGCCGGCCAUCCCGGCCCGGAACCCUGCCCGUCUGGGACCAGCUUCGCCCGCGCCCUCCGGCUCUGCCCGAGAUGACAAGAAGACCCAUGGGGUGAAGAAGGAGGAGAAGUGA
This is a messenger RNA of Podospora pseudocomata, 597 nucleotides long. RefSeq lists its product as uncharacterized. Bases 1 to 597 code for a protein of 198 amino acids. Lineage: Eukaryota; Fungi; Ascomycota; Sordariomycetes; Sordariales; Podosporaceae. The record is from RefSeq and is a predicted model, not a curated record. The transcript has 3 exons.